Cyprinodon variegatus (sheepshead minnow) is the source of this 2328-nucleotide messenger RNA. It is a transcript of the gene aldh5a1, whose product is annotated as aldehyde dehydrogenase 5 family member A1. The record is from RefSeq and is a predicted model, not a curated record. The transcript is spliced from 9 exons. Bases 92 to 1552 code for a protein of 486 amino acids. Gene Ontology annotation, molecular function: succinate-semialdehyde dehydrogenase (NAD+) activity. Lineage: Eukaryota; Metazoa; Chordata; Actinopteri; Cyprinodontiformes; Cyprinodontidae.
GCAGCACGCUUGGAUCUCCAGCUGCAGCUCCGCAGGAUAACCUCCUCUGCUGUCCACCUCGGAGCUCCUUCUGCGCCUCCUGCUCUCCAGAAUGUCCGCUGUCAGAGUCCUGAGGAGCCGCCGGCUCCUCCGGCAGCUUCCCCCCGGCCUCCCGGCCUCCCUGCGUAGACACUACAGCUUGGACGUCCCCGCUGCGCUGCUCCGGACUCAGGGCUACUUUGGCGGCCGCUGGGUCUCUGCAGCCUCGGUGUUCCCGGUCCUGGACCCAGCCACCGGACAGGAGCUGGCCCAGGUUUCUGACUGCGGCCCAGCAGAGGCCAAACAGGCGGUGGAUGCCGCCUAUGAGGCGUUUCAGUCCUGGAAGCAGACCACCGCCAAGGAGAGGAGCCUCCUGCUGAGGAAGUGGUUCGAUCUGCUCAACCGCCACAAAGAAGACUUGGCCAAGCUGAUCACGUUUGAAAGUGGUAAACCCAUGCGGGAGUCUCUCGGAGAGAUGGCGUACUCCGCCGCCUUCCUGGAGUGGUUUUCAGAGGAAGCUCGGAGAGUUUACGGAGACAUUGUCCCGUCUCCAGUUAAAGACAGACGGAUCCUGCUGCUCAAACAGCCAGUAGGAGUGGCCAGCAUUAUUACUCCGUGGAACUUCCCGAGCGCCAUGAUCACCAGGAAGGUUGGAGCCGCUCUGGCUGCCGGCUGCACCGUGGUGGUGAAGCCGGCCGAGGACACGCCGCUGUCGGCUCUCGCUCUGGCUGAGCUGGCGGAGCAGGCGGGGAUCCCUCCAGGCGUGGUCAACGUGGUUCCUUGCUCCAGAGAGAAGACCCCGGCGGUUGGACACGUCCUCUGCACGGACUCACUGGUGUCAAAAAUCUCCUUCACUGGAUCCACGGCCACCGGGAAGGUGUUGCUGAAAAUGGCUGCCGACACGGUGAAGAGGGUUUCCAUGGAGCUCGGCGGCCAUGCUCCCUUCAUCGUGUUUGACAGCGCAGAUGUCGACAGUGCAGUGGGUGGAGCCAUGGCUUCCAAGUUCAGGAACUCCGGGCAGACCUGCGUGUGCUCCAACCGCUUCCUGGUUCAGAGCGGAAUCUACGACCGCUUUGUGGACAAGUUGGGUCGGGCAAUGGACGCCGAGCUCCGUCUGGGUCACGGAUCAGAGCCGAACACAACACAAGGGCCGCUGAUCAACAGCCGAGCUGUGGAGAAGGUUAGGCUGAAACUACCUGAUCCAGAGCUUUCUACAUUUUCCAGACGUUCUAGCAUCAAAAUCUUGAUCCUGGGGCGCGCUUUGGUGGCGCAGUGGUUAGCGCACACGAAUCCUUCUGAGUUUGAUGCAUCUCUGCUUGCAGGCUACUUCUACUCGCAGGAUGUGAGUCAGAUCUGGCGGGUGGCCGAGGCGCUGGAGGUGGGGAUGGUCGGGGUCAACGAGGGCCUCCUGUCCACCCCUGAGGCCUCCUUCGGCGGGGUCAAACAGUCCGGUUUGGGCCGCGAGGGUUCCAAGUACGGCAUCGACGAGUACUUGGAGGUGAAGUACAUGUGCUUCGGAGGACUCAAACCCUGAACCGGGACGGUGCCGAUCAGCUGGUACCGUAAGCGGGUCAGAGACGGUGGUUUGGACCAGCCUAACUUUGAGUGUUGGAGAUCAGAUGAUUCAAUGCUGCUAAUUAACGUGUCAAAGGAAAUUAACCGCUGGUUGAUCAGAACAGAACCUGGUUCUGUUUGGUGACAUUAACAUUUUCUAAUCUGAGACGAGGCUGUUUGCACUGAUUAGCUGGGAAUAAAAUUAACCUAAAACCUCCAGAUUACAGCAUCAUCAGCAGAAAACACUGCUGGUUCUAAUCUGACCCAGAAACUCUAAAAGAACCCGAUGUUUUGUUCUGCAGCAGCCGGACGGCGCUGACCUGCAGGGGGAAAUAGAAAAACUAGAACUAACCAAUCUGCAACAGCGACCGCCUUUUAUAGCUGAUGGUCUCUGCUGAGUCGGUGGAACCGUCACAGUUCUACCAUUACGGGCCUCCAUGUUCCGACACCAACGUCAUUCUGGACUUCAACUGGCCGUUAGGCUGAAGCUCGCCUCUCAUGUGCUGAACCCAUAAAACUGGAUCAGAAUCCCUUCAAAGUCAAGAAACUUUCUGGUUCCAUCAUAACUAUCCCGGUUUCUGGUUCCACGAGUGGAAACGGACCCAGAGUCUCUACAGGAACAUCAAAUGAUCACUAUUAUUAACGGACAAAGGUCCGUUCCUUCAUAAACAGCCAAACCUGAAGGAUUUAGGCAGAAAGGAAAACACUGAAACAGCAGAAGCUUCCUUAAAUUUUGAGCCGUCUGUGUUCUCCCUU